AGGUAGACAAUCGGUAAAGGUUUGGACGAAUCAGAGACACUGAGACACAGGACAGGUGUUACAGAGCAGCUGAUUGGAUGAGGCUGGGUGGAAGCAGACAGGGGCGUGGCAACGGCGGAACCACUUCCCUUCGUUCCGUAAAAGUUCGUCACAGUUGUUUUUAAGGACUCAUUGACCCACAGAGAAACUACGACAUGCCUCCUCACCUCACUCUGUUGGAUAAUUUCUCUCUCGGGUCGGAGUGACUUAAAACUACCGGAAAAUAACCUGGAAUAUUUGCAGGCGCCUGGCGCAGAAGCAGUGGGGGAAGAAACCUCAGGGUGACUUUUCUGAGACGUGGGGGGAGAAAAAAAAAGGAAAACUAAACCAUUCCUUAAAUGCUGGUUUUGUGCCUGAAUUGUUUGUCUUUGAAGUGAAAGGUAUAGUUUUGCUGUGGCCUCAGCACCUGUCGCCGUCAUGCAGGGCAACGGUGGAGUGUACGCGGUGAAGAAUAGGAGGAAGCCUCUUCAGAAAAAUGUAAAACCUCCACCAGUGAAGACCAAUCCAUCCAAACGCCACCGGGACCGUCUGAAUGUGGAGCUGGACCAUCUGACCAGCCUGCUGCCUUUCUCUGAGGAGGUCAGAGGGCGUCUGGACAAACUGUCAGUGCUCCGCCUCAGCGUGGGUUACCUGAAGGCGCAGAGCUACUUCCAUGCAACGCCAAGUGCUAAUGUAAAGUCGGCUCCUGCAAACGGCAAAAAUGGAGAGACUAUGUCUCUGGAUGGAGUCGGUUUCUCAGAAGGAGAAUUCCUGCUUCAGGCUCUGAAUGGUUUUGUGUUGGUUGUGACGACUACUGGCGUCAUCUUCUAUGCGUCCCCGACUAUCCUGGACUUCCUGGGCUUCCAUCAGUCUGACGUCCUCCAUCAGAGAGUGUACGAUCUGGUUCACGUGGAUGACAGAGAGAUGUUCAAAUGUCAGCUUCACUUUGCCCUCAACCCCGGUGAAGAUGGACAGUCUGGAUGUAAAAGUUUGUGCAGCUCUCAGAGCUUCCUGCCUCAGUACCUCCCUCCUGAGAACUCCUCGUUUCUGGAAAGGAGCUUCUGCUGCCGCCUGCGAUGCCUCAAGGACAACACUUCUGGAUUCCUGGCUCUAAACUUCAAUGGACGCCUCAAGUACCUGCAUUUACAGGGAGGCACCGGUGCUGAUGGGAAUGCGGCUCCUCCUCAGCUUGCUCUGUUUGCCAUUGCCACACCUGUGCAGUCUCCGUCUGUCAUGGAGAUCCGCACCAAGACCAUCAUCUUCCAGACCAAACACAGAAUGGACUUUGCUCCUCUGGGCAUAGACACCAGAGGGAAACUGGUUUUAGGUUACACAGAGGUGGAAUUGGUCACAACAGGCUCGGGUUAUCAGUUCAUUCAUGCUGGCGACAUGAUGUACUGCGCUGACAACCACCUCAGGAUGAUGAAAACUGGAGACAGCGGCUUCACGUUCUUCAGGCUGCUGACGAAAACACGACAGUGGCUCUGGGUUCAAGCCUCUGCCAGGUUAGUCUUCAAGGACGGGAGACCAGACUUCAUCAUCGCUCGCCAGAAAGCGCUCACAAAUGAAGAAGGAGAGGAACACCUGCGUCAGAGGCGACAGCAGCUUCCCUUCAACGUUGCCACCGGCGAAGGUGUCCUGUACGAUUUUUCUUUGGAUGUCUUUUCCACCGAUGGUCCUUCUGGCUCCGACGCACCAGGCACCUCCGAGUCCGCACCAGAGAAACCUCUGGACCCCGCCUCACUCUUGGGAUCCCUUCGCCGCCAGGACCACUCUGUUUACAUGCAGCCAGAGAGGCCCAGUCCCCAGCUCCCAGUCUUCUCCCAGACAGAGGACACUGAUUAUGAGCAAACCCAACCGUCCUUGGAGCAGGCGUUUCUGGACAGCCAUGCUCUGCUCAGUGUGCCCGGUGAGGGCCAGGCUCUGCAGAAGAGACUGAGCACAGUGGACCUCACAUCUGACGCCAUGAUUGAGUCUUUGGAGCAGAUUUUGGGAGAUUUUGGGGAUGGAGGGAUCGAGGGCUUUGAUGUGGAUGAGAUAGAGCUGAGGGACUGGGAGAACACCCUCAUCAGGAUGAAUAAAGAGAGAGAGGAUGCAGAGAGGGAACUGAAUCGCACCCUGGCGAAUGAUGUGUUCACAUACGUGGAGGAGGCUCUGCAGAGAGAGAGCAGUGGGUUUGUUAUUCAGCGAUCAGAUGUCGCUGGGUGUAACGUUUCUGGUAUGAUCAACAAUUUAUCCAUUCAAGGUGAAAAUCAUGGGUUUGUGGAUAAUGAGCCACAGUGGCAGCAAAUGAUGGACAUUACUUCUACGCAGACUAUAUUUGGAGGAGAAGGAAAUAUUCUCGCUGAUGUUUUUAAUUCAACUGCACAGAAAGAUGCUUCAAAGAUCUCCCAUGGCACGAUAAGUUCACUAACACCCACUCAGUGUUUUAACACUCAACAGGGACACACCUCUUCUUUGUGGCCUCCGAGGAGCAGCAGCAGCAGCAGCAGCAAUCACAACUGUAGCAGUGACUUGAUUUCAACACAGCCGUGGCUUCCUGCCACACGGAACGCCAACAAUAUUCCCAGCAGCUUUGAGAUGAUGGACCAGGGUGUGCAAUAUUCACUAACCCACACUGGUGCACAGCAGACUUCCGUGGGCCCACAGCGUUCACAGCCACAGGGCCUUUCAGAGUGGCAACAUCAACAGCAGCAGCAACAGCUGCCACCACAAACCUUUCAUCACACUUUUUCACAUUCCUCGAACACAGCGGUCAACGUGAACUCAGCAGCUCACCCACACACACAGACAUUUUCUGGCAGCUGCAUGUAUGAAAACAGAGAUGGUCGCGCACGUCCUCGUCUGGGACCCGCGUUCUCCAGUGGAGCCACGCGUUCUGCAGAGAACCCAGCGAACACGGCGGCGGCCAUCACUCUGCCACAUCUGGACGUGACUGUUUCAGGCAGCCAACACGGGGCAGUGUCCAGUUCCAGCUCUCACACAGUGAGUGGAAACAAUGCAAACGUAGGGAUGAACCUACCUGGAUAUUCCACUGCAAAUGGGUCGUUGCAGCCACCAUUCGUGUGUUGGAACAGUGAAGCUCAGACUCCCAGAGUUCCCUUGAAUGGUGGUGUCGACCCGUUUGCCUUCCCGGUCCGUCCUCCUGCGGGGAGCAUCAACCUUUCCAAAAACAUGGGACCAUCAUGACUUUUUUGCACUGAGCAUCAGUGACUCAGUAAGAACCUCAGAGAUCAUUCCUACAUGGAUAGGAAAUCAGUGUAUUUUAAACUCGUCAUGACAUAUGGACCAUCUCAUUUCAAACUUAAGAAGAAAAAAAAAAAGAACCUUACAGCAUUUUUCUGAUAUAGUGUCUCCACAGCGCUGUGUCAGCACCAGACAAUGUUUCUGGUUACACACGUGAUCAAUCUGUGGAUGGAAAAAGAUGCUCUGGUUUGUUUGUAUUACUAAAAAAAAAAAAGAAAUCCUCUUAGGUGGUGCUAAGCCAUUGAUGCAGUAACUGGGUGCGCCAUGUGUCCUCCAUUUUCACAGCAAAACAAACAAAACAAGGCAAUCAGAGACGGCAGACUUCACCCCAUUCACCCAACAAGCCUCUGUUGGUCAUAUUGGCAAGUGCGAAAAAAACACAAACAGACAGACAGACAAACAGAGCCACUAAAAACAAUACUUCACUCCCACAACGAGGGAGGAGGAGCCAAUCACAGCUGACAGGGUGAGAGACGGAGGCGCAGCCUGGAAAGGUCACCUGUCCAUCACAGGGGCCAACAACCUAACACCACUGUGUUAUUUUUCCUGAUGGGCCAAAAGCGGCAUCCAGCGCCCUCUCCUAGAUCACACAGUACACAGUACUACAAACAGUCUGAUUUUCUAGGCUGUGCAUUUGGAAAUACUGUUUUUUUAGGUUUGAGUUAGAACAUAUGUCCAUCCACCCAUCCAUCCUGCUUAUCCUAUAAUUGGAAGCUGGUUACCUGAACCAGAAUUUAAACGAAAAAUCUUACUCUGAAGACCCUGGUAUACAGAUUUUGGAAAGAGUGCGUUGGGUGCGCACAGACAGCGCAUGCGCAAACUGAAUUUCCACACCACUGGUAGGUGGAGUAUUACGCCCCGCUCACCAAGCAGAAAUAACAUUUCAACAACAGAAGAAGUAGUCGCCAAGGACAGUCAUCCAAGCCUCGACGUGUCCGAGGGAGCUGUAGCAUCAUUCUCUUCUUCUUUUGGAAGGACUGUGUCCUGUUCCCGGCGUCCAGACUUGUACCGCCACUCGAUGGUGAAGUCAGACACUACAUGACCCUGACACGCACCCUGAGUACACCAGGGUCCGCAAUAUGUGAAAGUAUACCAGGGCCUUGAGGCAUCAGAAGAAAAGUCAUCCUUGCAAAGAAAACUACCACAGUAAAAGACGUGUAUCGGUUGUUUUUCGGAUGAUUUCCUGUUUUUUUUCUCCUAGCAAAUGGGAUUUUGAAUGUGGUAACAGACUACAAGUGAAAAUAGAAGCCUAACUAACAGUCCUAUAUCCACAGUGUACAGCUGAUCACUAGUUUAUCAGUCAGCUUCACUAGAACAGUUGUUAAAAGAAGCGUAAGUAAACAAAGAUGGCCUUCAGGUGCUGACACACCCUCUACUUACAGCAGUUGUUACGCCAACUAUGUCUACUAGCGAUACACGUCUUUAUAAUACAAAUUAAAUUUUGUACUAUUAUUUCCAGUGGCAACAACGUCAAGUGCUGUUAUUACUACACCAACUACUUUUGUAGUUCUGUACACCUACGAAGCAGCAUGGAAGUGUGAUUUGAAAUGCACUUAAAAGAAAAAAAAGUUGACUUAUUUAUUCAAAAUAUUCACUAGUGCGGUGCUGUGACAUCAGAGCUCUGGGUUUGGAUUUUGAUCCUCGUUGUGUUGUUAGGCUGAGUCUCUGACCCCUACGAUCUAAUGAGUUAGCGUUCUGGACAACAGUCAGAGAAACUAAAUGAAACACGUGUUCAUUAUGUUUAUUUACAACCUAUUUGCUGAUGAAACAUACAUGUGUAUAUUUUUUUUAAACUCUAUAUCCUCAUGAAAGCGAAUGAGUCCGUAAAUCAGUCUGUAUACUUCUUUGGUGCCUUUCUUUACCAGAUCUUAAACACUUUGUCUUACUGAACAGAUUUAGCUUUUAAGUGGUGACAAUUGGACGACAGCAGCUGUCAAUCACCCUGGUGUCCACUCCACUCAGUCUACGUUAAGCAUCCUUCAAACCUUCCUACUGUACUUAAAGGUGCAGUGUGUCAAAAUGAGUGACAUCUAAUGGUGAGACUGCAGAAUUGCAAAAAGAAGCGCUUUACCAAGUGAGUCAGGGAACUACGGUGGCCUCCAUGUACCAGAAAGGACUGAAACACUCUUAUUUAACUCUCUCUGCUGUCUCUGCCAUUUCCUCCGUCUUCUUUUUUUGUUUUUUGCAUAACAAGCUGCUUCAAGCUGCUGCAGAAACGCGCCUUAAGUACAUAAAAGGCUUAUUCAUAGGCUACAAAGAAGAGCAAAAAAAUAUUUUAGAGCAAAUUAGAUUUCUUUUGCGCCGAAUAAGGCAUGAAAAUAUGCAAAAAAAAAACAAAACACUAGGGUAUGUGCAGAUUAUUGAUAAUAGUGUUAUUUCAUAUUCGUGGAAACAUAUUGAGCUUCUCAUGUUUGAUUCUCGAGCUGAAAAAAAAUACGUCUGAGCUUUCAGUCGACCGUUUUCUCAGCUGUCGGAGAGAGAGAAGAGAAAAAAACCAACGUAAAACGUUAAUAAAAUUGCGAUUUUAUUACAGCGGUUACAGAUGCUUCACAUGUGGAAUAUCUUAAAAUAUCAAAAACGUUUGUUGCACUAAUAAAAAAAUCAUCAAAAACAGCUGCAUCACAAUUUUUCUCAUGAAACAUUCAGUAGUUUUUAAGGCACAGAUUAUAAUUCCUUAGCACUCAAAGAGUGAAUGGUUGUUCCAACAGGCUGUUAAAAAUGGCACUAAUAGAUGUUUCAAUAAGAGACAUCGUUUUUGAUAUAAUUUUUGUAAAAUUAAACAAAUAUUUAAAAAAAAAUAGGUAAGAGAGGUAAAAUGAGCUUUAACUUCAGCCUGCACUCUACUCUGUGGUCAUCUCCUCACAUUAUAAUUUGGGACAUGGGAGAAGAAACGGCAGCUCGAGUUCUCACUGGGAGAAAAAAAAUGCAAAUAAUGCUGUAAAUGCUCUCACAUUACAUCAUUCAGCUCUUUGAACAAAGGACUGUUCUGUUAGUUUUUGUCAAGUCAUAUUCAUACGCUUUAGUUUUGCCUGUAGGAGAUGACCGCCGUGUCAUUCUGGGUCGGUAAUGUUACCCUCUGUAGCUGCUUUGUAUUCCGUGUGUACAAAAUAUAACCACUGGAGCCUCGUCUCGUUUUAUUUUCUUUCUUUUUUUUUUUGCCAUUAAAGAUUUGUAACCCCCUCA
Molecule: messenger RNA, 6447 nt
Organism: Solea senegalensis (Senegalese sole)
Lineage: Eukaryota; Metazoa; Chordata; Actinopteri; Pleuronectiformes; Soleidae
Product: aryl hydrocarbon receptor-like
Exons: 11
Coding region: 457-3207 (916 amino acids)
Biological process (GO): regulation of transcription by RNA polymerase II
Cellular component (GO): nucleus; aryl hydrocarbon receptor complex
Molecular function (GO): nuclear receptor activity; transcription cis-regulatory region binding; protein dimerization activity
Source: RefSeq, a predicted model, not a curated record